This is a messenger RNA of Gadus chalcogrammus (walleye pollock), 3101 nucleotides long. It is a transcript of the gene ankrd13d, whose product is annotated as ankyrin repeat domain 13 family, member D. The transcript has 17 exons. The record is from RefSeq and is a predicted model, not a curated record. Gene Ontology annotation, cellular component: cytoplasm. Gene Ontology annotation, molecular function: protein binding. The coding region runs from base 423 to 2336 and encodes 637 amino acids. Lineage: Eukaryota; Metazoa; Chordata; Actinopteri; Gadiformes; Gadidae.
CAUGUCGCUAUAACUUGCAUCCCAACUACUUCCUGGGCUUUCAGGAGGAAUAUUUGCCGAUGUCUGGCAGAACAGCUGUGGACCAAUCGGAGGGUUUCGGGUCCUCCUCUGCUGCAGCUGUCAUCAACAACAUCGGAUGCUCUCCACUCCAGUGACCUGGAUGUGAUAUCACCAUCAGGCCGAAUCUUCUGUAUUGUUGACAGCUCAACAAUAUGACAUAAACCGAAGAUGACUGUCAACGAGGAGACUGUCUGGGUUAGAAACGAGGCAUAUGUCAGUUUUUAAAAAAAUAAAUAAAAGCCAACUAUGUCCUGCACAAUAGACAGCUUUGACCGGGCACAUUGUCGGCUGUAGCUGGUUGUAGUGGAGGCGGAUCCCAGUGGUUCCUUCGACAUCUUUGUGAGGAUCCAGCGGACACAGCGAUGGCCCUAGAGGCGUUCCCUCUCCAUCUCCUGGUCUGGAACAACCAGUAUCUGGAACUGGACCGAGAACUUCAGAAAAAUGAGAAGGAUGUGGAGCGCUUGGAUCCUCGAGGGCGCACCCCGCUGGAGCUGGCAGUGUGUCUGGGCCACCUCGAGUCAGCCCGGGUCCUGCUGAGGUACACUGCCGACCCCACACACUGCAACGCACAAAGCUGGACCAUUCUGCAGGAGGCUGUGAGCACCGGCGACCCAGAGCUGGUUCAGUUGGUUCUUCAGUACAGAGACUUCAAACGGGCCACAGAGAGACUGGCCGGCAUCCCGGAGCUGCUCAGCAAACUGAGACAGGCCCGGGACUUCUAUGUGGAGAUGAAGUGGGAGUUCACCAGUUGGGUGCCUCUGGUGUCCAAGGUGUGUCCCAGCGACGUGUACCGCGUGUGGAAGAGCGGCUCGUGUCUGCGCGUUGACACCACCCUGCUGGGCUUCGAGCACAUGACAUGGCUCAAAGGCCGCAGAAGCUACAUCUUCAAGGGCGGAGAUGACGGGGCGGUGGUGAUGGAGGUGGACCACGAGAAGCAGGUGGUGUACACGGAGCCGCUGGUGCUGUCCCCGCGAGACGCGCCCUCCCUGCUAGCCGCCAUGCAGCCGUCGCAGGAGAACACGGCGCAGAGGCUGACCGCCCCUAUCGUCUCCACGCACCUCAACACCCGCAACGUGGCUUUCGAGAGGAACAAGUCGGGGAUCUGGGGCUGGCGCUCAGAGAAGAGCGAGGUGGUCAGCGGCUACGAGGCCAAGGUGUACAGUGCCACCAACGUGGAGCUGGUGACACGCUCGCGGACGGAGCACCUGUCUGACCAGGACAAGUCCAAGAGUAAAGGGUCCAAGACCCCCCUGCAGUCCUUCCUGGGGAUCGCUGAACAGCACACAGCGCACAACGGGGGUAACGUGUCGCAGUGUGCCAGCCCCCACAACCCUACGGCCAUCUCGGCGGAGGAGUACUUCGACUCAGAGUUCGCCCUGAACGGCCGCGACAUCGGCCGCCCCGUGGAGCUCACCAGCAAAGUCCAGAGGUUCAAGGCCACCCUGUGGCUGAGCGAGGCCCACCCCCUGUCGCUGGCCGAGCAGGUGACGCCCAUCAUCGACCUCAUGGCCAUCUCCAAUGCCCACUUCGCCAAGCUGAGGGACUUCAUCACCCUGAGGCUACCCCCCGGCUUCCCCGUCAAGAUUGAGAUCCCGCUGUUCCAUGUGCUCAACGCCCGGGUGACAUUCAGUAACCUCUGCGGCUGCGACGAGCCGGUCCACAACAUCACGGUGACCCCCCCCGAGGAGGGGGCAGCCGAGGCCGGGGAGCCCGACGGGGGGGUCAGCUGUGAGGUGGACCCGUCGGUGUUCGAGCCCCCGGCCGACUACGCCACACUGGGCCCCGGCCGCAGCGAGCCCAUGCGCGACGACGACGACAACCUGCUGCAGUUCGCCAUUCAGCAGAGCCUCCUGGACGCCGGCACGGAGAGCGACCAGGUGACCAUCUGGGAGGCCUUGACCAACACCCGCCCGGUGCCCCCAUCUCCCCUUUAUGAGGAUGACUGUCAGCUGGAGAGGGCGAUCCAGGAGUCCCUCUCCAUCGCACUGCCGGGGGCGGAGCCGGGUGGGGCGGCCGACGACCGUAGCCUGUCCUCCUCCUCGGCCUCGCCCGCCGACCUGGCCGCUGUGGCCCCGCCCUCCUACAGCACGUUGGCCCCGCCCUGUCAGGCCACGCCCCAGCCGCCCCCCGCCGGGCUACCCCUCCACAGCUUCGAGGAGCAGCUGAAGAUCGCCAUGGAGCUGUCAUGCCGCGAGCAGGUGGAGAUCGACAGGAGGUUCAAGGAGGAGGACGAGGAGUUGGAGCGGAUCCUUCAGCUCUCGCUCACGGAGAAGUGACCCGGCUCAGUUAGUCCCGAAGAUUUUGGAGGCCCUGUUUUAGUUUUUUAUUCGGAUACGUUAAUAUAUUAUGAUUCAUUCCAUAAUUGAUCUUGCAUAAAGGCUGCUAGUAGCUAGUGUUUGUGUCCAGAACAAGCCGUGAUGACGGGUAUGUGAGUGAGCGGAGGAGUAUAAAACACUAGUGUUGACGGUGGAUAAGGGAAGGAAAGUUUGACUUUAGAUUUCUUGUCUUUCUUUUCAUAUUUUGCACAACAAUCCAGCUUUUCUUAUUGAGUGGUAAACAAUCCCUUAAACAUAUUAUAUAUGAACUAUCAAUGGUAAUGAUACAAACUGAAAACAAAGUUAUGAUGUAAUAACUGAUUUAAGAAUAUAAUAUAAAAAUACAUAUGUUUGCUGCUUUCUCUGUGAAAGAAAUAUUAAAUAAUUAUGAUGCCAAAUUCCUCUGUCUUUAUAUUGGUUUAAACAUAAAAUUGUUCUUAAACGGGUCAUCAUUUCUUCAUUGUUCUAGUAAACAUUAAAUUGGCAGAAAUGUAAAUAAAUGUGAUUUUUUUUUGAUGGAUUGUUAAAGAACCAAAUAGCCCUUGCUUUUACGCACAUCAAGGCCUUAUCGUUGGGUCAUUCCGCGGACCAGUGUUCCGUGACGGUACUGCAUGUGGUCCGUGGAAAAGCACAAUAAAAUAUAAAGUACUUCCUUUUAACAAGCCUGUUGUACUGAUGCUAUGACCAGUUGUUUUUAGUGAAACUAGGCCUAUUAAGAGGGGCGGG